Molecule: messenger RNA, 1713 nt
Organism: Lodderomyces oxycetoniae
Lineage: Eukaryota; Fungi; Ascomycota; Pichiomycetes; Serinales; Debaryomycetaceae
Exons: 1
Coding region: 1-1713 (570 amino acids)
Source: RefSeq, a predicted model, not a curated record
AUGCGCUUGGUUUCCCAAGGUGAUGUUUCGAAUCGCAUUCGGUUCGAAGAUUUGCCGCUAGAGAUAAUAAAUAAAGUGGUAUUCUGGUUUUUAAACGGUCAAGUUGGUCAAGAUGCGCUGAAUCGGGAGAGUGAAUUUGCCAAAUACCUGUUUAUACCCAACAGUGUUAGAUUUGGCAAGUGUUAUAAGAGUUUGGUAUCGCUCUCUUCGACCUGUACGCUUUUACGAAGGGCCCUUGGUGAUAUUCUAUUCCAAAAUGUCAGUUUGGUUAGGAGCAAUCAAAUUGAUUCGAUAAUGUGUUAUCCACGAUCGCUUGAAAAAUUCAGUGAUAAGAAGACAUGUCGAAAAGUGUUUAUUUCGGAGUUGAUCAAGCGAAAUCUAGAGAAUUGUGGCAAUGAUUCUCAAGCUGACCUCAUAGAUUAUCCGAGCCGUUACAAAAGCUAUUUAUGCAUGUGUAACUUUGUACGGUAUUUGGAGUGUGAUAACACAAGUUUGAAGAAUGGUGACUUGAAGUUGUUUACAAACUUGGAAGCAUUAAAGAUUUUAGACGAAUGCACAGAGACACCAAUUUUGGAGCACGCAAACUUGCUGAAACUACAGUACUUGGCAGUUCACGCGAGGACAUUGAUGUCCACCCCCAUGUUAUUGACAACGUUACCCACCUUGAACCGGUUGGAUUUGUUUCUUGAAUAUUGCGAAAUUCCUGUGGAACCCGGUAUUGCAAAAAUUAUAUCAUCAUUUUUGGAAUCUACAAGCAAUAAACUCAAUGAAUUGGUCCUCAUUUUGGAUAGUCCUUUUACCAUCGGCUACUCAGAUACAAUAUCAUUGUUGAGUGCAAUUGCCAAAACGUCAAAGUUGAGGAAAUUGACAAUAAGACUGCCAAGGAGGAAAAGCUUUCACUCACUCAAUCAAGAUCGAUUUGUGUUGCAUCCAGGAUACUCUGGUGAUGAACUCAUGCUGCUAUUUCAAAACUUGACUGUACUCACCAUUGAUGUCCCUAUUUUGGAAGCCUUGAAAUUUCAUCCACAAACCUAUGAAAGCAUGUCUGUUGAAGGAGGAGAAGGAGAAGGAGAAGCUACUACUACCACUACUAUUACUACUACACCAAAAAAGAAACGCAAACACAUAGCUGUUGUUGACCGUGUUAUAACGGGACCUCAUAUAUCUUCACAUUUGAGAGAAACGUUGGGCCUCAUUAUACGAAAAUGCGGCUACACGAGCUUUGCGUUCCAAUAUGGAGAGUCCUUAGAAGAGAGUCACUUGCACGUGUUAAAACUCGUAACUGAUUUUAUUCAAUGGCUCACCAACUAUAGCAAACCGUAUUAUCUUGAGCUUGAACUGUUUUCCUUAGAGAAAUGCUGGUCGGUAAGUGACGAUUCUAUAAUAAGGGAGUAUUUGACUGGUCUUAUUGAAAACGGCAACGAUAGAUCUAAAGUAAACGCAGCUACUAUAUGGGGUAGGACUGCGUCCAACUCACCCCGAUUUCGAAUCAGAGACGUAUACUCCAUCUUUUAUACAAAAGAGUGUGGUUUUCCCAUUACCGAUUCACUGCAAUACUUUAUUGGCGUUUCGGAUCGACCAAGAUAUAAAGCAAACUUUACAAGAAGUUCCGAAGAUAAACAAAAUUGGGACGAUUUUUGGAGUAUCGAAACUUCAUUAUGUGACUUUGAGCAAUACUCAACCCAUCGUAGAAAAAGCUUACUUUUUGGAUAA